Messenger RNA from Salvelinus namaycush (lake trout), 2222 nucleotides. RefSeq names its product gamma-aminobutyric acid type B receptor subunit 2-like. The record is from RefSeq and is a predicted model, not a curated record. Gene Ontology annotation, molecular function: G protein-coupled GABA receptor activity. Gene Ontology annotation, biological process: G protein-coupled receptor signaling pathway; gamma-aminobutyric acid signaling pathway. Gene Ontology annotation, cellular component: membrane; G protein-coupled receptor heterodimeric complex. The coding region runs from base 1 to 2016 and encodes 671 amino acids. Lineage: Eukaryota; Metazoa; Chordata; Actinopteri; Salmoniformes; Salmonidae. The transcript has 14 exons.
AUGGUCACCUCAGACAACACAGUCAAUCAGGCUGUUGUGAAGAUCCUACAGAACUACAGGUGGAGACGUGUAGGGAUGCUGACCCAGGAUGUACAGAGGAUCUCAGAGGCUUACAGCCUGAACAUGUUUGGUGGGAGGUAUCAGUGGAUCCUCCCUGGCGGUUACCAGGGGAGCUGGUGGGAGGAGGCCAACUCCUCCCACUGUGCUUCAAACAACCUGCUGACCGCAAUGGAAGGCUACAUCACUGUGGACUUCACACACCUCAGUAACAGACAGAUAAAAGGCAUCUCAGGAAGGACCCCACAAGAGUAUGACGAGACUUACAACAGAGAGCUGCUGCAGAGAGGGUUGGUUGCCAGCAAGUUCCAUGGGUUUGCCUAUGAUGGAGUUUGGGUGAUGGUGAAAGCAUUGACCAGGGUCAUUGAGUCUGUAAGACACAGAGAGAGAUAUGACAUCCACCGGAACUUCACAGUCAGCUACAAGGAGAUUGGACAAAUGGUCCUGGAUUCCAUGAAGGAGAUUUGCUUUGAGGGUGUAACUGGUCAAGUUCUGUUCAGAAAUGGUAAACGCAUGGGAACUAUUAAAUUAAGCCAAUUUCAAGAGGACCGGGAGGUUAAGAUAGGCCAGUAUAAUGCUGAAGAAUUAGAACUCAUCAACCACUUAAUCAAGUUUCAAGGCAUGGAGCCGCCUAAAGACCGGACACAGUCCCAGCGGUGGGAUGUCAGUGUUCCCCUCUACAUCAUCUUGUUAUCCACCACUGGCCUGGCCAUGCUCAUGGCACUCUCCUUCCUCUUCUUCCACAUCAAGCAUCACAACCAUUGGGUCAUGAAGAAGUCCAGUCCGUCCAUGAACUACCUCAUUAUCCUGGGUACAGUGCUGGCCUGUACCUCCGUCUUCCUCUAUGGGCUGGAUGGAUCCCUUGUGACUGACAAAGUGUUUGUUACGCUUUGCCCUAUUCGCACAUGGAUUCUUUCUGUAGGAUACACCACAACUUUUGGGACAUUGUUUGCAAAAACUUGGAGGGUCUGGACAAUUGUCAAAAAUAAGGAGAUCAUUGAAAAGAUUAAUAAGGAUGACCUAUGGAUAAUUGUCGGGGGAAUGCUGCUAAUCGAUCUGUGUCUGUUAACCUACUGGCAGAUGGUGGAUCCACUCAGGCGAACAGUGGAAGAGUUCAGCCUAGAGACUGAUCCUGGUGGUGAAGACGUUAAUACAAGGCACUUCCUGGACCACUGUGAAAGUACAAACAUGACUAAAUGGCUCGCCAUUGUAUAUGGCUACAAAGGGCUUCUAAUGUUUCUUGGAUGUUUCCUGGCCUUGAGAACAAGGCAUGCACAUAUCCAUCUCCUCGAUGACAGCAAGUACACAAGGCUGAGCAUGUACCACGUGACCAUCAUGUCUAUCAUUGGAGCAUCAGGGUGCUUCCUGACCCAGUAUAACCCUAAUGUGCAGCUCUUCAUGGCUUUGGUGGUCAUCUCCUGCUGUACCUGCACCCUGUGUCUGGUGUUCCUGCCCAAGCUUGUAAAAAUCAGAGACAAUCCCAACCAAGUGGAUCCAACUAGCUGGUUACAAUGUGAUCUUAACAAGGAGGAUUCUGAGACCUCCAGUUCCUCUAGCAGUCUCAAUCAGUGCAGAUCUCUUGAAAGCCUGCGGACUGAAAACCAGCAGCUCCGGAGGAGAAUCACAGAGAUUGGUGACCAGUUGGAGGAUGUCGCCAUGCAAGUACUAGAGGAAGAGCUGAGUCCUCCCAGUCGACAGGGCCAUGAAGUGACACUGAGAGCCCAGGUGUGCUCUGAGGAUGUGCCCAGGAUGAACAGGGAACUCUUUGAUGACAUCAACUCACCUGAACACGUCCAACGAAGACUUUCCGUGCAGCUGCCAAUUCUUCACCACGCCUACAUGCCAGCCGUUGGGGGAAUGACUGCCAGCUGUUCCAGCCUUCUGAGAAGUCCCGAUGUCCCCAGUGCCCAACAGAGACAGAUGCCACCAUCGCAUCGGGUCAUGGUCACCGGGCUGUGACUGUAUUUCCCUCUACAGUGAGUGACAAUACGCUGGAAAAAUUACAAUAUUCAUUGAACUGCCUCUGGUUCGACUGGCAGCUGGAAGUCAAAUGACCUUCCUUUACCUUGACUGCCAUAGCGUCAUUCACAUCUGAAGUCAUGUUCACGUCCAGACAAGUUCCAGAUACAUGUGGUGCUGACAAAAGUUUUGUGUGGUAAAUUACA